Molecule: messenger RNA, 2277 nt
Organism: Girardinichthys multiradiatus
Lineage: Eukaryota; Metazoa; Chordata; Actinopteri; Cyprinodontiformes; Goodeidae
Gene: mbpa
Product: myelin basic protein a
Exons: 7
Coding region: 162-512 (116 amino acids)
Biological process (GO): myelination
Cellular component (GO): internode region of axon; neuronal cell body; cell periphery
Molecular function (GO): structural constituent of myelin sheath
Source: RefSeq, a predicted model, not a curated record
CUUGUGUCCCAUGGUGCUCUGGAGCUGAGGAGAAGACACCUUCAAAGACACCCUCUCCCCCUGAGCAUCAGACAGGCUGAACACACCCUCAGGGAGCGGCAGAGUUGGGUGUUGGCAGUGUGGGCAGUGGAUCAGAACAAGAGCCCUCAGCAGCUGAUAUAAUGGCUACAGCAAGCACCUCAGGGCAGAGCAGCUUCGGGCUUGGCAAAAAGAAGAAGAGUCCUGGUCUGAUGGAUCAGCUUAGCAAAUUCUUUGGAGGAGAGAAGAAGAAGAGGAGCAAGGGCUCAUUCAGGGGUCAUCUGGCCACCUCACCCCAGCAACCCUCCACUCGCCGUCGGACCAAUGAAAACACAGUGGUGCAUUUCUUCAGGAGCCUUGUUUCCUCCCCUCCUCCUAAAUCCACGUGGAGAGAAGUCUUGGGUUUGGCCUCUGCAUCGCGUACUGAGAGCACGAAGUCGCCAGUCAGGAGACGCAGAGAACAAAGCACGCUGUCCAGGAUCUUCAACCUGUGAUGUUCUCCUCAGAGAUCCGGAGAAACCAAGUCCCGUCCACCCCCAAAACGCUGGAGCACCAUCUUCUAAGCUCUCCGUCGAUCACCAAAGCUUAGAUCCGACAGGACCAGAAGAACACCAAGAACAAGGAGAGAUGGAUCCACAGAAGUUAGACUCACAACCUCAAGAAAUGUUAACCGACUAACACGAGCCUCCUGUGUCUUGAGACAGAGACACAAAUUUCUAUAAAAUUUGAGAAAAUUUAAGUUUUAUGUUUAUUGUGGCUUCUAAAGAAUGUUUGAGCUGUUCCUGAACAGUCCUGCUUUCUGUGACGCGUAUCCUGCUGAAGAGUGUCUGUUGUCUGAGCUUUGUUGCUCUGUCUGCUGACGUCUGGGUUUCCUGCCUGAGUGAUGUGUCGUGGCUGCCGCUGAUUUUUGUUUCUGAUCAAAACUUUAUCCCAGAAUUCUUCAGGUUCUGUUUCGGUUUGUCCCAGAAACGUCUGUUUGUAUAUGAAAGUGGAGACCUGUCUUUGUUGGAUGUAAUGCAGCUUCAUGUUUCAUUACGCAUCAGUGUGAUUAUGACCACGUACUGUAAGAUGCAAACAUUACGUUGCCCUUUCCACUGCACUGUGACCUAACUGUCAAUUGUACCUAAACCUAAGAGCUGUUCUCAUCUACCCUGUCUGAUGUGUGUGCAUCUUAAUUCAAGUUUCAGUGUGGUUUGUGUUUUCUCUGAGCUGAUGGUUAAACAGUAAGUGAAUGAGAGGUUUUAGGCUGACAUGGAGAGGCAAAGUAAGAAGAACAGAACUGUAGGACAGCAUGUUUGGUUCGAGUGUUCUGCUGAAUAAUUUCUCAUUCGUUUUCAUCUGUUUGGAUGUUCUAACAGGACAAAAACACUGUAAAUAUUUCUUUUUCCUGAUUUUGCUGUCCCUCUUUCAUGUUUAUGUUAAACUGUUGUUUUAAAUGUGCAUCUUAACAUAAACUGGUUCAGUCUUGUCUUAUUAAAGAGUCUGUAAAUGUGGCUACAGGCCAACCAAACUGUUUGUUGCAAUAAUUACUUUUUGCUGCCCAAAAUGCUCACUGCUUGUCAAAAAUCCUUCGAUCAUGCAUUCAUGUUGCAUGGGUCAAUUGAGUAAUUGGGUCACAAAGAUAUAUGAAGAAGAGGCAGAUUGCAGAGCCUGCAGACAUAAACCAAGAAGCAAAAUCAUUUCAGACACACCCAAAUAAAUUAAAACAUGAAAAAACCCACAGAGACUUGUGGUGUUCUGGUUGCAGAAGGACCCAAACACAGGAGUACUGAACAAGUAAGGAAUCCAUCCCACUGAUGAUGGGAUCUGCUCAUUUUGCCCUCAGUGAUCAGAUUAACUACAGUUACUGAAACUGUGUGUUUCUGUGUGUGUAUACUGGUUUAUGAUACGUAUUUAAGAUGUUUUCUGGGAUCUUCUCUAACCUUCUAAGACUGAUUGGCCUUUGAGGACCAAAGUCUGGUCCUAAUGUAGCUGACCCCCUUUUUGAGGGUUAGGAAUGAUUUAGAUGUAUGGUGUGAAUUAAGGUUUGGUUAAGGUUUGAGUUAGGAAUAUCUUAGUAAAUUAGAGUAUGUGUUCUGGUGAAGUUUUUCCUAAAAUAACCUUUAAGCGGGUAUUAAAAAUUUUUCAUUAAGCCACAUUUCUGUAUCAAAAAAGAUUUUUAUUGGUCUGAUGUAAUAUUCUAAUCUUAAAUGUCAUGUUUUUAUUAGUCUGAAGUGGAAAAUCAUUAUAAUUAACUGCAAUAAAGGCUUGAAAACAUCA